UAUCACCCAUUUCUCUAUUUGUCCGCACCUACAAACUCCAUUCUCCACGCUUAGAAAGCGGACAUGGAGAAAAUCAAGUGCUUUAGCAUCGCAAUGUCGAUACUAGCUGCCAUUUUGACGGCACCGGCGACUCCGGUCGCCGGCCAGAUCUCGAAGGCGUGCACAGGCUCGAUCAGUAGCUUCACCCCAUGCCUAAAAUACCUUAUGGCCACCGCCAUCGCCGGCGGUUCUCCGACCAAGGAGUGUUGCUCAGCUCUCACGGGGCUCAUCGGUCUCCGCAUGGACUGCACUUGCCUCAUACUCACAGGCAAUGUCCCAUUCAACGUCCCCUUCAAUCAAACACUUGCUAUGUCACUUCCCAGCAUGUGCGGAUUGAUGUCGAUCCCCCUCCAAUGCAAAGGUACAGCGAUGACACUUCCGGGUCCAGGCCCUGUCGCGUCUACGCCGGCCCUUCUUCCGCUACCUCCACUUCGAUCGGAGCCAUCGCCACCUUUGCCAUCUCCAUCAUCACCUUUGGUGCCAGCAUCUCCACCGAAGCGAUCAGGGGUACUGCCUCCGAGAGGUUUUCUCAGGGGAGACAUCCCCUUGUGCUGCUAAGUUCCAUCGUAUCUUCUCAAAAUUAAUCCAUCUUCCCACUGCUUGCGCUUGUAAUUGUGGUGUUUAUUAAGGUCUAGAAGGCAAUGUAUGGGUGUCAUCUGAUGCAUUCAUUCUUUUAGUUUUUCUAUAAAGAGUUAAUAUUUUAAAAAAAAAACAGAGAGAUGGUCAAGGGUUGAAAGGUCAUAAUUUGUAUCUCCCUACAACAAUAGUAAUAUCUUUAUCUGCAGAUACUCCCUGCGACAUGAUAAUUUUCUUUA
Molecule: messenger RNA, 854 nt
Organism: Phoenix dactylifera (date palm)
Lineage: Eukaryota; Viridiplantae; Streptophyta; Magnoliopsida; Arecales; Arecaceae
Product: non-specific lipid transfer protein GPI-anchored 21-like
Biological process (GO): lipid transport
Molecular function (GO): lipid binding
Source: RefSeq, a predicted model, not a curated record